This is a messenger RNA of Hyla sarda, 1883 nucleotides long. RefSeq names its product cell division cycle 37, HSP90 cochaperone (gene CDC37). The record is from RefSeq and is a predicted model, not a curated record. Gene Ontology annotation, cellular component: cytoplasm. NCBI's taxonomy places the organism in Eukaryota, Metazoa, Chordata, Amphibia, Anura, Hylidae. The transcript is spliced from 9 exons. The coding region runs from base 157 to 1284 and encodes 375 amino acids. Gene Ontology annotation, biological process: protein stabilization; protein folding. Gene Ontology annotation, molecular function: heat shock protein binding; protein-folding chaperone binding; protein kinase binding.
GAGGACGGCGUGUGACGUCAGAGGAAGGGCAGACGGGCCGGGUUGAGGCCGGGGAAGUGACGUCAGAGUCAGGGCAGUGGGUGGAUAGAGAGUGCCAGAGCUUUCCAGAAGGAGAGAGAUCCCGGGCAGAUUGCAGAUACCUCAAUAAGCUGCAAGAUGGUAGAUUACAGCGUUUGGGAUCACAUUGAAGUCUCAGACGAUGAAGACGACACCCAUCCCAACAUAGACACAGCCAGUUUGUUCCGAUGGCGGCACCAGGCCCGUGUUGAAAGGAUGGAGCAGUUUGAUAAAGAAAAAGAAGAUCUUGAAAAAGGGGCGACAGAAUGUAAAAAGAAACUUGCUGAAUGUCAGAAGAAACUGAAAGAACUGGAGGUUCAGGAUAAGGCAAAGUCUGAUGCCGAGAAGCUUAAAAAGGAAGUGGAACAGCUGAAGAAAGAAGAGAAGAACUGGUAUAAGAAGCAAGAUGAACUGAAGAAGAAAGAGAAGACAAUGCCUUGGAAUGUGGACACUCUCAGUAAGGAAGGGUUUAGCAAGAGUGUUUUCAAUGUAAAGCCUGAAACCAAUGAGGAGACCGAGGAGCAGAAGGAACAAAAGCACAAAACAUUUGUAGAGAAGAACCUCAAGCAGCUCAAACACUUUGGAAUGCUGCACCGCUGGGAUGACAGUCAGAAGUACCUGUCUGAUAACCCCCACCUAGUAUGCGAGGAGACCGCCAACUACCUGGUCAUCUGGUGUAUUGACCUGGAAGUGGAAGAGAAACAUGCUCUUAUGGAACAAGUCGCCCACCAGACUAUCGUCAUGCAGUUUAUUCUAGAACUGGCAAAGAGCCUAAAGGUUGAUCCCCGGGCGUGCUUCCGCCAGUUCUUUACCAAGAUAAAGACUGCUGAUCAACAGUAUAUGGACGCCUUCAAUGACGAGCUGGAGGCUUUCAAGGGCAGAGUUCGAGAACGGGCAAAAGUCCGAAUAGAAAAGGCCUUGAAGGAAUAUGAAGAAGAGGAGCGGAAGAAGAGGCUAGGACCCGGAGGAUUGGAUCCUGUCGAAGUCUAUGAGACUCUUCCACCUGAGUUACAGAAAUGCUUUGAUUCGAAAGACAUUCAGAUGCUGCAGGACACGAUUAGCAAAAUGGAUCCUAAUGAAGCCAGGUUUUAUAUGAAACAGUGCAUUGACUCCGGGCUAUGGGUUCCCAAUGCCAAAGGAGACGCUCCUGACCCGGAGAGUGCCGACACAGAACCAGUCUACGAAGAGGCCAAAAGCGAGUCCACCGAGCAGAGCGCAACAUCUUAAGGGUUUGGCCAUGGAAAAUGUGAACUCUCCAAAGCAGAUCUCAAUGUGGUGCAAUAAAAGUAGAAGAAUCUUUUUCUGAGGGCUCCUGAAGGACCUUUCUGACCUAGCAGACAAUACUUUCAACCAUCCUAUAAAUUAUGGAACCAAUUGAGAAGGCUGAAGAAAGCAAAACACUGAAGGGGAACAAGAAUGCAAACUGGUGACACGAGGGAUGUGACUUAAGAUCCGGUAGCCUGUAUCCCCCAAGCAUCAUGAUUUCUGGCGGAUAGACCGAUAGAUCACUCUUUUGUUUUGUUCCUUCCUAUGCACCUAGGGCUAUGAGUUUUUGAAGCUGCUUUAUCCCUCAGGGCUGAAUGGAUUGUAUAGUGUCCCAGCACGUGAUACUGAGCAGAUGUAAUCCCUAUAGUGCAGUAGCUGCAGCAUAGGGAUUGUUUACUACAGCUGGUGUGCCAUGCCUGUAUCACUACUGGGAUGGGGAUAUUGGUUGUCUUGUAUCCUGUGUGGCUAUCGAUCAUUUGCUUGUUCUGCUUCUAUGUCAAUGUUACAGCACUGAAAAGAACAUUAAAGUCCCUUUUUUUUUCACAAAAAAUUAAGUGCAU